AUUAGUUUCCCCAUCCAUCGCUCUCAUCAUCACUUAACGUUUUUCCAUUAAACGGGGUUUUAAUUUCCACCGGCUGUAGUUCGAUCGUUUGUUAAGAAAUGGCCGGCGAAAGGUCACCCUUGUUAAUGCACGUCUUUGUCGUGGUGGCGCUGCUGGCGGCGCUACUGGCGCAUUGUACGCAGGCGCAGUUGAGUUUCAGCACCGGCUGGGGUCACGGCAAACGUGCCGACCCCGCGCUGGACCGGGACGCGGCCAACACUCUUAUUACCAAUGAUUCGCGGGCGGCCGGCGUCUUCCGCUACCCGCCGGCGGCGUUCUGCUCGACACGCUUCAGCCAGAUCCGCCUCCUGCAAAUCCAGCAGUUAUUACAGGAUGAAAUCGAACGGCAGAACGCCUGCGGGCGACUCUCACACCAACCGGAUGUGGCCAACAACAACCUUUAACCGAUCCUUUAACCGGCAUUUUUUUCCGCCGAUUUCUCUAUAUUUAUAACAUAUUGAUGAUGCGUCAAUAUACAUUUAUUGGCCUGUCCAAUCAAUCACACGCCGCUGCUGCUGCAUAUAACGAAAUGGAAUUAGCCGAAUAUUCCCCAGAUAUCUGGCUCACAUUUUUCCCGGCAAUAUCCUCGCUACGAUUUUUCUACGCGUGACGUAGAUAUUUUCUAUUAAUUAUAUAUGAAUUAUUUUUUGCAUAUUUAUAAAUCGAAUUAUUUAUAAACUGCACAUCACGGCGAUAACGUACAGUACACUGGUUUCUACUUGGCCCUUCGCUUUUUUUUUACUGCGCGCUAUAUAUAUAGAUAUACACAGCUGCUACAUUUAAUUAAUUUUAUGGUUAAUUAUUUUAACAAAUAUAUUGUUGUAUUUUUUUGCAAUUUUAUCAUGCAAUUUUUUGUUAAUAUACAGACUGUAUAGUACAGUUGUUCGGCAGCAUGGUCACACGUGGAACGUUUACAGAAACACGUAUAGUGCAGAAAUAAAAACAGGAAUUGUUUUUUACGUGGCGAAUAAAAUUUAUAUUAUUGUUAAAUUAACGAGAGCGGCGCGGUUCCGCUGUAUUUAUUUGCGAUUUAUUCGUUGGAAUUAUGUCGAUAUAACGCACGAAUUUUAUUUUCUACUCGUCUAUGCGCUUAUAUUGCUUUUAUUCCUUCGUGCAUAUCGUUGUGUUAAUGUUCUCGCUGUAGAGAACAAUUUCUUCCGGCUCAAAUGGAUCAUCGGGAAUCUAUUAAUACUUAAGCGCAAUUUUAUGACCUUUCUGUGGAUUAAAAUAUGGAUUAAUUUGCGCUUAUACGUACUGUGGAAAUUGCUGGUUAUUUUACACUGUCAUUUAUUGCGAUGGAGUACGUGUUAAUUAAAGCAACCACGGACGAAUG
Molecule: messenger RNA, 1372 nt
Organism: Paramacrobiotus metropolitanus
Lineage: Eukaryota; Metazoa; Tardigrada; Eutardigrada; Parachela; Macrobiotidae
Exons: 2
Coding region: 99-443 (114 amino acids)
Molecular function (GO): hormone activity
Source: RefSeq, a predicted model, not a curated record